This is a messenger RNA of Lachancea nothofagi CBS 11611, 2862 nucleotides long. NCBI's taxonomy places the organism in Eukaryota, Fungi, Ascomycota, Saccharomycetes, Saccharomycetales, Saccharomycetaceae. The record is from the annotation of a GenBank genome assembly.
AUGUUAUCCGGGUACUUACGGUCCCUGUGUCGGUUCAGGAAGACAAGCGUGAGCGUUUUUCUGGUCGCGACCUAUGCCAUAAUUGGCGCAUUGUAUGUUUGGGACAAAACGAGGUUUCAAACCCUGAAGCUGCAAGAAAGCGAGCAACGUUUGCUCGACGAUGCUUGGCUAUCCCUACAGAAUAUCACCCAAAAUCCACACGAGUACGUCUCGAGGCAAAAUGAUGUUGUCCAUGAUUUCAUUCUCGACAGAGCCCAAACUUUGCUAGCGAACGUGUCAUACGCACAAAUCUCUGAUGACUAUGAAACAAAAAACCAGAUCCUCUUCAAACAACCGGAUGUCUUCAAUUCUUCUUCCAAAGAGACUCGAGUUAUCUAUUUUGAGUCCUCAAAUAUAAUGGUCAAAAUUGAUGGAUCUGAACCAGGUCUGGAAGGGUUGCUUUUGUCUGCGCAUUUUGAUUCUGUUCCCACGGGAUUCGGCGCCACUGAUGAUGGAAUGGGAGUUGUCACCCUCUUGGCCGCUCUAUCCAAAUUAACAGAGAAACAGCCUCGGCGUACUGUCAUUUUCAAUUUUAAUAAUAAUGAAGAGUUCGGGUUGUUGGGGGCCUCAGCUUUCCUAAAUCAUCCUUGGAGCAAAUUGGUACAUUACGUAUUGAAUUUAGAGGGGGCUGGAGCUGGCGGUAAGGCCGUUCUUUUCAGAACUUCUGACAGCAAUACUGCAUCUAUCUACAAACAAGCUGUCCAGGAUCAACCCUUCGGGAACUCCAUCUAUCAACAAGGAUUCUAUGACAGAUAUAUUUCCAGCGAAACUGAUUACAAAGUUUACGAACAGGCAGGGCUAAGGGGGUGGGAUAUUGCUUUCUAUAAACCGAGAGCUUUUUAUCACACUGCGAGAGACUCUAUUUCCCACACCAGUAAAGCAUCCUUAUGGCACAUGAUGCAAGCUGCUUUGCAGAUAACAGAGUUGAUGACGUUCGAAAGUUUUGAAGAUGAUCCUAGCGAACGUGAACCUGCUAUAUACUUUGAUGUUCUUGGAAUGACCUUUGUCACAAUGAGUGCGAAGAAGCUUUUCACUAUAAAUUGUGCCCUAUUGGCCGUAAUCCCCAUAAUUGUUUUGGCAUUAGAACUGGUCGUUUCUAGAAAAAAAACUCGCGCGGAGAAAUCAGUAUCGCUUUGGUUGAGACUGCCAUUUAGUCUCAUGGCUUCUUACCUGACAAUUGCUACAGGAAGGUCGCUCCUUUUCAAAUUUAACCCUUUAAUAUUUUCCAGAGACUAUUUCAGUCCCACCAUCGGAUUUUCCUCAUGCUUUGUCACAGUCAACUAUAUCAUACUCUCAUUUUUUGAGUAUUGGGCACCUACUCAGGAUUUCAAAACCGUUGCUCUAAUUGAAAUGUCCUUUGGGUUGUGGCUAUGUCUCUUGCUUGCUACAAUACGCCUCUACUCAACCAAAUACCAAGCUACGGGACUCUACAUCUUUUCGAUUGUUUAUUCUUUAAGCUCCCUCAGCGGCAUAGUGGGGCUACUUUGUGCGGCCCUCAAGCGCGAAUCCAAAGAAAGUGGCUAUACUAUUGAGCCAGACCAAAUCCAGGAUGAGAGCCAAUCUAAUACCGAUUCGACCGUGAGAGCUCCUCAGACAGAGGAGCCCGAUGAGAGGGCGCCUCUCUUGGUGAAUUCGCGCUCUUCUCAAAGUAGCUCCGCGACCCACUCAGACAAAUCCAUCAAAAAAAGUGUAAACGUCGUUUUUAAAAAAACGAUGAACUACGACUGGAGUAUUCAAUUUCUCACUUUAGUCCCCCUGGCCUCUUUUUUUACGUUUAUGUGCCUUUCACAAGUUUUAGAUGCAGUCUACCAAACUUGCCAAGAUGGGUUCCAAGCAUCAUGGAAUGUGUCGAUGAUUUCCAUGCUAGGUGGAAUGCUCUUUGCCUUUCCUCUCCUGCCAUUUUCAUACAAGCUGAAUUACUUUGUUUCCAUGCUGGUGUUGUUUAUCGCCGCCUGCUCGGGCAUUACAUCAUUUAUUAAAACUCCCUUUUCCGAUCUUUCGCCGCUAAAAUUGAGAUUCUCACAAGAGAUUGACUUGAAAGCGGAACAUCAGUUAUCCAUGGUGAACGUUUUUGGUAGACAAGGCGCUGGUAUCGACCAAAUCCUUAAAGAUAUUCCAACCGUUGAGGAAUCCAACGGUAAAGUAAGCUGUCAAUCUAAUGGCCAUGGCUCCGAAACGUGCAGCUACGCAGGCCUAACUCCUAAUUUGAUAAGUUCCAAUAGAAAAUUGACGUUUUCGGAUGUCAUGUCUAUUGACAUCCUUUCAAAUAAUAGGGACUCUUCGGAAAGGUCGCCAUAUGAACCAAUCAAUGCUGAGAUCAGAAUCAAUGUACUUGAAAAUCGUAUGUGUUCGAUUACCUUCAACUCUUCUCAGUAUGCAGACUACACAUUGGGCCAAUCGCCAGUAAAGCAAGUGACAGUGUUUGGAUCAUCACAUUAUGACAAUAGGACUAAAACACAAUUUUCAACAGUUGACGGAAUGUUGCAAGACGGCAAAGAUAAUCGUAUAUUCAAGUGGAGCAAAGGAAUAAACAGUCUUCAACUACACAAACUCAAUUUUGAAAGAGGUUUCUAUCAUAUUGGUAUACAAUGGAUCCCCAGAAUACUAAGCCAGAAUAAUGGCGAAGAAGUGGAUGAGACGGAUGCAUUAGGAUUGCAUGUACGCUGCUUUUGGGGCGACUACAAUUCGGUAUCGGUUGUGGGUGGCGAACCGAAACGCAAAGUUCCAGCCUUUGACGAAUUGUUGUCUUACUCACCAACGUCCGUUUCUUAUGCAAAUAAAGAGGCAGCCAUGGUAAUCCUUAACGAUUAUAUUGAGCUCUGA